This is a messenger RNA of Neocloeon triangulifer, 1404 nucleotides long. RefSeq names its product platelet-derived growth factor subunit A-like. The record is from RefSeq and is a predicted model, not a curated record. Gene Ontology annotation, cellular component: membrane. The transcript has 7 exons. The coding region runs from base 170 to 1222 and encodes 350 amino acids. Gene Ontology annotation, molecular function: growth factor receptor binding; growth factor activity. Lineage: Eukaryota; Metazoa; Arthropoda; Insecta; Ephemeroptera; Baetidae. Gene Ontology annotation, biological process: positive regulation of protein autophosphorylation; positive regulation of cell population proliferation.
ACUAAUUCGUAUUGGGAAUAUACUCAUACAUAGUCAGUUAGUCAGUGUUGCGAAAGUAUAUUGUUGUUUAGUCGAGGGAUUUCUUUCAUUCGGCGCGCAGACAGCAUACAGAGCAGAGGUGGCCAACGGCACUCGUCGACUUUUUCAAUUGCAGCCGAGGUGCAUUUCAAUGAGGAAUUGCAUCGCAAUUUUGGUGUUGGCCUGGGCGGUGUGCGUCUGGGCCACCGAUGACCCCAUUGUGUUCCCCGCGGGCUCGUCGUCAUCGGUGCGCAGGCAACCUAACCGGAGGCCUGGCUUCAAAGCGGCGCCAUGCGUUUCUUGCAACAAAAGCAAACGCCAGUCCGUCCAAGCCACCACGUCCAAGCCCCAAUUAGAAGAGGAGGAUCAAGGCGUGCCUCUGGAUCUGAUCAAGAAGAUGAACGACAUCGAGAAUGAGUUUGAGUUUCUCGCCCUAAUCGGAAGCACAAACCGCGAAAUGGUGAAUGUGUCAGGCCUCUACGACGUAGACCCAGGAAGUCUUCAGUUCCGAAUCAGUAGAGCACAUAAUGAAGGGCAGACAAGUGAUGAAAUAGACGUUGAUAGUCCUGUGGCCCACUCCAUUGGCAAAAGUUCAGUUGAAAGGGCAAAGCAGGCGAAAUGCAUGCCCGAAAACACCACCGUCCUCCUCAAACCAGACAACUCGUCGGAAAAUCCCUUUACCAUUUACUACCCUAGCUGCGUGAGGGUGCAGAGGUGCGGUGGGUGCUGCAACUCGGACUUGCUUAGUUGUCAACCAGUCGACAUCAGGCUUAGAAAUUUUGAAAUUAUCGCAACGGAAUUCAAAGAUGGAAAAUUCUCGAACGUCAGAAGGAGAAAAGUACUUCAGGUAGAGGAGCACAUGAAAUGCGACUGCGACUGCAAGGUCAAGGCUGAGCACUGCAACACUCUGCAAGUGUACGACGCGCGAGCCUGCAGGUGCCGAUGCGUAAACAAUGAGGACAAGCAGAAAUGCGACGAGGAAAACAAAAUCAAAUUGUGGGACUUUGAGACAUGCCUGUGCAAAUGCAGGGAUGUCAGCGAAUGCAGCACCGGUUUUUAUUUUGACGAGAAAUCGUGCAGCUGCAAGUCCGACACGCUGAUUUACUCAAGGUACGAGACCACACCGCAAAAACCAGGCUCGGAUUACAAACUGUCACCCUGGGAACAGGUAACAGGGCUUCGCAGAAGCAUGCCCAGCUUGUAGUCGCAAGUUUUGAUUUACAGUCAACCCACCCCUAGUUUUUAGCAAGCAUAAUAUGUAUAUGGUAUCAACUAGCCUGAUAAACAUGUGUACUCAAAAUUAUGCUGUAAAAGAUACUUAUGAGGUUCUCCAUUACUCUAUCGUAUUUUGUUUAUAUUUUCAUAAUAAAAUGCGUGGAAAAGGAA